Tachyglossus aculeatus (Australian echidna) is the source of this 474-nucleotide messenger RNA. Its product is annotated as cytochrome c oxidase subunit 6B1. The transcript is spliced from 4 exons. The record is from RefSeq and is a predicted model, not a curated record. NCBI's taxonomy places the organism in Eukaryota, Metazoa, Chordata, Mammalia, Monotremata, Tachyglossidae. Gene Ontology annotation, cellular component: mitochondrion; respiratory chain complex IV. The coding region runs from base 84 to 344 and encodes 86 amino acids.
UCACUUCCGGUUCGCUUGGGAGGCAGCAGACGCUCAGGGUCACAUUGAGUCCACUGAGAGCGACCAGUCUGUCAGGAGCCACCAUGGCCGAGGACAUCAAGACCAAGAUCGCCAACUACCGCACGGCGCCCUUCGACAGCCGCUUCCCCAACCAGAACCAGACCCGCAACUGCUGGCAGAAUUACCUGGACUUUCACCGCUGCGAGAAGGCCAUGAACGCCAAGGGCGGGGACGUCUCCAUCUGCCAGUGGUAUCGGCGCGUCUACAAGUCUCUGUGUCCCAUCUCCUGGGUGAACUCCUGGGACGAACGCAGAGAGGAUGGCACAUUUCCCGGGAAGAUCUGAGCCUUGUCACUUCGCCCUCCUCUGAGGCCUGCUUGCCUGUCUGUCCGUCUCCGCCAGACUCCGCCCCUACUCCCUCCCGGGCGGGGGGACCCUAAGUCGUGGGCAGAAUAAAUCGUUUUAGGAAUUGUGA